AUGCCACCUCGCCGACGUCCUUUGAAAACACCCCAGACUUUAUCCACUGCUGCUAUAGCUCCACCUGUCGACACAUCCCAGACGUCUCCUACUGCUGUAACUCCCACUCCCGCUGUAACUCCCGCUCCCACUUUCCCCCUGUUGCAGCCUCCCUCACUGCAAGUAGUAGGCGCUGAAGGUGCUACUGGUUGGCGAAUGCAAAGCGCAGGUGCACGCGAGGCGCGAGAAUGCGCGAAGCGCGGGAAUGCGCAUUUCAACUAUGCUCUGCUGGGUAGUAAAUGGGUAUUGUUGUGGUUCAGUCCUCUGUCGUUCUGGUGGGAGACGCUGUCAUGCGGAGCCGAAGCACUACCGAGUAAGGGAACUUGGUGGACAGUGGAUGGAUGCUUCCGGAUGGCUGGUGCUAUAGGGCGCUCAAGUGCGGGAAAGCUCGCGCGCAUAUACAUCGUGAAGCGCGGGAAGUUGUGCGCACACUGCGUGAUGCGCGGGAAAGCUGCGCCUCAUGUAGGAAUAGCUGUAGGAAGCAUACAGAGUGAUGCUACAAGUUCGUGCUGUAUACUCCUUGGUGAAAACUGCAAUAUUGCACAAGGAGAGGCAUGA
Molecule: messenger RNA, 597 nt
Organism: Suillus discolor
Lineage: Eukaryota; Fungi; Basidiomycota; Agaricomycetes; Boletales; Suillaceae
Exons: 5
Coding region: 1-597 (198 amino acids)
Source: RefSeq, a predicted model, not a curated record